AUGCCGAAUGGCGAGUGGUACCCAGAGUACCGAACCCAUAUAAAAAGGCAUGGCCGUAACAGAGACAACACUGUUGCGCGUCACACCGCAUCCCCUCCCGUCGAGACGAAGGCACGGCACGUGCCCACCUCCCCCGCCCGCAUCUCGAUGGCCUCCCUCCCCGCCGCCGCCGCCGGAGAGGCCGUCGAGCACGCCCCCGCCUCCGCCUCCGCCUCCCCCGCCACGCCCGACGACGAGGCCCGCGCCCUCCUCCCUCCCUCCACCUCCCCCUCCCCCUCCCCCUCCGACGACGAUGACGACGACGACGACGACGACCUCGAGGAGCGCGCCUACGAGGCGACCGAGAAGGUCGUCGUGUCCAUCGCCGAUGGCCUGGUGGAGGCCGAGGACGGGUUCGGGUUCGCCUCCGCCGCUGCUUCGCCGCCCUUCUCGUGGCGGAAGCUGUGGCUGUACACGGGGCCCGGGUUCCUGAUGAGCAUCGCGUUCCUCGACCCGGGCAACCUCGAGGGGGACCUGCAGGCCGGCGCGGCGGCCGGGGACACGCUGCUGUGGCUGCUCCUCUGGGCCACCGCCAUGGGCCUCCUCGUGCAGCUGCUCGCCGCGCGCCUCGGCGUCGCCACGGGGAGGCACCUCGCCGAGCUCUGCCGCGACGAGUACCCCUGCUGGGCGCGCCGGGCGCUCUGGCUCAUGGCCGAGGUCGCCAUGGUCGGGGCCGACAUCCAGGAGGUGAUCGGCAGCGCCAUCGCCAUCAAGAUCCUCAGCCGUGGCUUCCUGCCGCUCUGGGCCGGCGUCGUCAUCACCGCCAUGGAUUGUUUCAUUUUUCUGUCUCUUGAAAACUAUGGAGUGAGGAAAUUAGAAGCUGUAUUUGCAAUUCUAAUUGCUACUAUGGCUGUUUCCUUUGCAUGGAUGUUCACUGAUACUAAACCCAACAUGAAGGGCCUGAUAAUAGGUAUUUUGGUCCCAAAAUUAAGCUCUAGGACAAUAAGACAAGCAGUUGGAGUUGUUGGAUGUGUUAUCAUGCCACACAAUGUGUUUCUCCAUUCAGCACUUGUGCAGUCGAGAAAAAUAGACCCAAACAAAGAACACCAAGUCCGUGAAGCGUUGAGAUACUAUUCAAUAGAGUCAACCAUGGCCUUGGCUGUGUCCUUCAUGAUAAAUCUCUUUGUAACAACUGUUUUUGCAAAAGGAUUUUAUGGCACAAAAGAAGCUGGCAGUAUUGGCCUUGAAAAUGCUGGACAGUAUCUACAAGAGAAGUUUGGUGGAGGGUUUUUCCCUAUCCUCUACAUUUGGGGGAUCGGGCUAUUAGCUGCUGGCCAGAGCAGUACAAUAACAGGAACAUAUGCUGGACAGUUUAUAAUGGGUGGGUUUCUGAAUUUGAAGCUGAAAAAAUGGAUCAGGUCAAUGAUCACCCGAAGCUUUGCAAUUGUGCCAACGAUAAUUGUUGCACUGUUCUUUGAUGCGUCAGACUCUGCACUGGAUGUUCUAAACGAGUGGCUAAAUGUGCUUCAAUCAAUUCAGAUCCCUUUUGCACUGAUUCCAUUGAUAACUCUGGUUUCCAAGGAGGAAGUUAUGGGAGUUUUCAAAAUAGGUAGAAACACUCAAGCUGUGACCUGGACAGUGGCGACACUAUUGAUCACAAUCAAUGGCUAUCUCCUGCUGGAUUUCUUCUCCUCAGAAAUAAGAGGCCUGUUGUCUGGUUCAAUUCUCUGCCUGGCAGUACUUGCUUAUGCUUCCUUUGUACUGUAUCUCAUCCUGCGAGGUACUGAGCUGUCCAACCAGAUUAUCACGACUAUACGCAAGAGUUUUUCAUGACAAAGAAAUACCAAAUUUUGCUCUUUUACACAACAUCAUAACGUCUCAAACGUAUAGAGAAUAUGAUCUCUGGAGGAUUGGAAGAUCUCAUAUCCCUCACUGUACAGUGACUUUGAAAGGGUUUAGCUGUUGAGAAGAAGUGCAGCUGAUGUAGCCUUCAUUUCAUUUGUUGUAACACCCUGACCUCGUCGUCCUGAAGCAAAGAAAAUACAAGAGAAUAUAAUGAGCUGCUGAUCAAUGCCGUCGAUGGCAAA
Messenger RNA from Oryza brachyantha (malo sina), 2066 nucleotides. Its product is annotated as metal transporter Nramp6. Gene Ontology annotation, molecular function: manganese ion transmembrane transporter activity; cadmium ion transmembrane transporter activity. Bases 1 to 1812 code for a protein of 603 amino acids. Gene Ontology annotation, cellular component: membrane. NCBI's taxonomy places the organism in Eukaryota, Viridiplantae, Streptophyta, Magnoliopsida, Poales, Poaceae. The record is from RefSeq and is a predicted model, not a curated record. Gene Ontology annotation, biological process: metal ion transport. The transcript has 4 exons.